Molecule: messenger RNA, 9580 nt
Organism: Coregonus sp. 'balchen'
Lineage: Eukaryota; Metazoa; Chordata; Actinopteri; Salmoniformes; Salmonidae
Source: the annotation of a GenBank genome assembly
AUGGAGCUUCUGGAGCAGAGGAACGAGGCAGAUAUUGGGCUGGGAGUUGGGGACUCUUUGGGGUGCGGGGGUGUCCUGGGGCAGCCGGCGGACGUGGGUGAGGGGCUGGGUGAGGGGCUGGGUGAGGGGCUGGUUGAGGGGCUGGGUGAGGGGCUGGGUGAGGGGCUGGGUGAGGGGCUGGUUGAGGGGCUGGGUGAGGGGCUGGGUGAAGGGCUGGGUGAGGGGCUGGUUGAGGGGCUGGUUGAGGGACUGGGUGAAGGGCUGGGUGAGGGGCUGGUUGAGGGGCUGGGUGAGGGGCUGGUUGAGGGGCUGGUUGAGGGGCUGGUUGAGGGGCUGGGUGAGGGGCUGGUUGAGGGGCUGGUUGAGGGGCUGGGUGAGGGGCUGGUUGAGGGGCUGGCUAAGGGGCUGGGUGAGGGGCUAGGUGAAGGGCUGGUUGAGGAGGCAGAGGAGAUCCUAGGUGUGGGGUGUGGGGAGGUUCUGGAGGAGCGGGGGGAUAUGGUGCGCUGCCGGUUAAAGAUCACCACCAGCCACAACCUGCAGCUCCGCAUGGCCAACCACACGGCCCGGGACGUCUACGUACGCCUGCUCGGCCACGGGGAGUGCAUCUCUGGAACCGGUACAGAACCAUGGAAUCAAUGGGAAGGGGCGGGGGGUGCUGUGUGUGUGUGUGUGUGUGUUUGUGUGUAUAAUCGGUAGUGUAAGGGUAACAGUCCGGGAAAAAACGAUUUAACGAUGUAACAUGUCUGUCUAACCUUGUUCCAUAAACUCAGUUGAUUUACAUGCUGACGUUGUUGUCAGGUCGAGCUUGUUGUUUGUUAAUGGCCUGUUAAUCGUUUAAAGCUUCUUUAUGGCCCUAAGUGUGAACGAGACAUUGGUUGGACUGGAGCAUCAGUGAUGAGCGUCCAGUGUAUCUGUGAUAGGCUCUGCUGUCUCUGUUGUUGGGAACUGGGACUGAGCUCUGCUGCUGUCUGUUGAUGUGAACUGGGACUGAGCUCUGCUGCUGUCUGUUGAUGGGAACUGGGACUGAGCUCUGCUGCUGUCUGUUGAUGUGAACUGGGACUGAGCUCUGCUGUCUCUGUUGUUGGGAACUGGGACUGAGCUCUGCUGUCUCUGUUGUUGGGAACUGGGACUGAGCUCUGCUGCUGUCUGUUGAUGUGAACUGGGACUGAGCUCUGCUGUCUCUGUUGUUGGGAACUGGGACUGAGCUCUGCUGUCUCUGUUGUUGGGAACUGGGACUGAGCUCUGCUGUCUCUGUUGAUGUGAACUGGGACUGAGCUCUGCUGCUGUCUGUUGAUGUGAACUGGGACUGAGCUCUGCUGCUGUCUGUUGAUGUGAACUGGGACUGAGCUCUGCUGUCUCUGUUGUUGGGAACUGGGACUGAGCUCUGCUGCUGUCUGUUGAUGGGAACUGGGACUGAGCUCUGCUGCUGUCUGUUGAUGUGGAACUGGGACUGAGCUCUGCUGCUGUCUGUUGAUGGGAACUGGGACUGAGCUCUGCUGCUGUCUGUUGAUGGGAACUGGGACUGAGCUCUGCUGCUGUCUGUUGUUGGGAACUGGGACUGAGCUCUGCUGCUGUCUGUUGAUGUGAACUGGGACUGAGCUCUGCUGCUGUCUGUUGAUGGGAACUGGGACUGAGCUCUGCUGUCUCUGUUGUUGGGAACUGGGACUGAGCUCUGCUGCUGUCUGUUGAUGUGAACUGGGACUGAGCUCUGCUGCUGUCUGUUGAUGGGAACUGGGACUGAGCUCUGCUGCUGUCUGUUGAUGGGAACUGGGACUGAUCUCUGCUGCUGUCUGUUGUUGGGAACUGGGACUUAGCUCUGCUGCUGUCUGUUGUUGGGAACUGGGACUGAGCUCUGCUGCUGUCUGUUGCUGUCAGUCUAAAGGAGUGUCUGUCUGGUCUGCUGGUGAUAUAAUGGCCACUCUUAGAUGGCAAAGCAGUGUAUCCCCGUGCUGCACUGCAGGCUUUUCAGAACAUACAGUCAGUCAAGUCUAGAGAUCAGACACACUUUUAAUGUUUGUUUGGACAGAGUAUACACUCUUAGGGAAAAAUGUGCUAUCUAGAACCUAAAAGGGUUAUUUGGCUGUCCCUAUAGAAGAACCCUUUGAAGAACCCUUUUUGGUUCCAGGUUGAAAUCUUUUGGGUUCCAUGUAGAACCCUUCCACAGAGGAUUCUAAAUUGAACCCAAAUGGGUUCUACCUGGAUCCAAAAAGGGUUUUCCUAUGGGGACAGCUGAAGAACCCGUUUGGAACCCUUUUUCUAAGAGUGUAGGGGUGCUGUUAAUGUUGAGGAUGAGAAUGCUGUAAGGAUGAAGGUUAAUUCAUCUUUCAUUCUGUGCUGCUGUGUGAGGGGCAUCUGGUUUCACAAGGCUAGAGUGGCAGGACAUAGCGGGGAAAACCCUGUGUGUGUGUCUCUGUGUAUGUGUGUGUUGAGGAGGAGCUGCAGGAAUCUAACAGCUCAUUCUGACACCUGAUAUGAGUACACGAGUACAGAACCACCAGUGAUUACAUUAUUUACUGUUAAACUGACAGGGGAACAGAGAGCGAGGGAGGGAGGGGGAUAGAGGGAGAGUGUCUGGUGAUUCAGUUUUAGGAGGAUCACUCACUCUUCAGUGAUUAGGUGACCUGAAAGAGAGGACUCACUCUUCAGUGAUUAGGUGACCUGAAAGAGAGGACUCACUCUUCAGUGAUCAGGUGACCUGAAGGAGAGGAUCACCAUGAGAUGUCUAGAAUGACAAAACAUCUCCCCUCCCCCUCUCUCCAUCUCCCCUCCACCUCUCUCAUCUCCCCUCCCUCUCCAUACCCUCCACCUCUCUCCAUCCACCUCCAUCUAUCUCAUAGCAACCUAUCUCUUCUCACCCCUAUCUCUCCUCCUCUGCUCUUCUCUUACCGCACCCAUCCACCUCUCUCUAAGCCCCUCCACUCGCCUCCACUCCCCCUCCUCUCUACCCGACUCAUACCUACUCCUCCCUCUACUCAUCUCUGUCCUCUAUCUCCCCUAAACCUCUCCCAUCACUCGCAGCACCUCCCUCCCUCACCCUCUCCAUCUCCCCUCCACUCCUGCAAUCCUCGCCCUCCACCUCUCCCAACUCCCCUCCACCUCUCCGCUACCGCGUCCAGCCACUCUCACCCUCGGCACUGUCCCCAUCCCCUCCACUCAACUCUCCAUCCCCGUCCAACCUCUCUCCAUCUUAUCCCUCAUCUACCCUCCAGCCCACAUCCCUCAGCCUCGCUCACCUCCACAUCCCACAUCACUCCAGCUGCCCCCACUCUCUCCCACCUCCAACCUCUAUCCCCCCUCACCUCUCCAUCCCCUCCACCUCUCCAUCUCCCCUCCAACGCUCUCUCCAUCCCCUACUACGCUCUCCCAAAAUCUGCCCCAUCAACCUCUCUCAUCUCCCAUCCCCCUCUCCAAUCUCUCACUCCACCUCUCGUCGAAUCGCCCCUCCACCUCUCCCACUCCCCUCCCACCCAUCGUCUCAUCAUCCCCUCCACCUCCUCAUCUCCCCUCCACCUCUCUCAUCUCCCCUCCACCCCUCAUCUCCCCUCACCUCUCUCAUCUCCCCUCACCUCUCUCAUCUCCCCUCCACCUCUCUCCAUCUCCCCUCCACCUCUCUCCAUCUCCCCUCUACCUCUCUCCAUCUCCCCUCCCCUCUACCCUCUCUAUCUCCCCUCCCCCUCUCCCCUCCCCUCCACCUCUCUCCAUCUCCCCUCCACCUCUCUAUGUCUCCCCUCCACCUCUCUCUCUCUCUGGCCCUACUGUAUCGCUCUGAGGUCAUUUGCUCGCAAACUCUUUCUUGACUCUGGCUGUUUCCAUAGCAGCCGUCACUGUGUUGUUCCAGGACAGUCCCCCACCCCCUCGCUCUUCCUCUUCAUCUCUCUCUCUCUCUCUCUCUCUCGCUCUCUCUCUCUCUCUCUCUCUCUCUCUUUGUCCAAAGGUUUGAAUCUGUUGGCAUGGUUACUGAGCAGUUUCAUUGGUUCAGUGUGUUUGGCUGUAUACUCUUACAGUAGAUGUGGUCUUAGCCUAAUGAAGCAUUGUGUUUUAUACAAUAUGUACAAAUUGCUCAUACACUGAGUGUUUGUCUUAGAAGUGGCCCAGCGGAUGAGGAAUGUGUAGGCCCAUCAUGUCUCUUGUGAGGUACGGGAGAAAUGCAGACUGGCAGUGAGUCACACAUCACUGGGAGUUUAACCCAGAGCCAUUUCUUAAUCCACAGCAGGAAGACAGCUGGGCCUAUUUUAAACCCACACACACGCGCACGCACACACACACGCGCAUGCACACACACAAACACAAUAUACACAUAAUUAUCCUGUAUGCUGAAGCUUCAGUUAUGCCUCUGAACUACUGAACACAGCCCAGAGUCUUUCAUCACCUCAGGCCUAGGCAGCGAAUAGCCUGAGGAAAAGAUAUGCACACACCUGCAGCCAAUGGGAGCACAGGUGUCCCUAUAUAAGGGGACGCUUCCCCUCAAUCAGCCUCCCGAAAAAUUAUCUUCAGCGAGACUGGAGGGUCGGCAAGGACCUUAAGUCCUAUUGGGCUCCGCUCCACUCAUAGAACUGGAGUUACAACUCCGGUAACUAUCGUUCUAUAUCGUGGAGCUCCGCCCCAUAGGGGAGCUCUGCUCCUAGUGGUUUAAGGCGGAGCGCAACGCUCCAAAAUGUACUCCCUGCCGAGCCUAACACUUACCACGUACUGAAAAGGUCGAGCCCAUCAAUGGCUGCGACGAAGUCCCACAGUACUGUAACACAAUGUGUCACAAUAUACUGUGUCCUCGGUACAAUCCGCUACACUCAGUACAAGCCAAGGCCAAUGGCUAGUGGGCAGAUAACCAGAAUAUGAGCUAUACUAAUCUGAACCAGCAGAUAGAUGGUGCCUCAAUAUCCUGUCAAGAAAAAAACGAUCACUAAUGGAGUGAUACAAAGUGUCACUCUACACUGUGUAUUCGGUUCCACCACACUCAAUCUAUGGAUCCCAAAGAUUGGUGGGUAGAAUCUAGAACAUGAGCCAUACUAAUCUGAACAAGCAGAUAGAUGGUGUCUCAAAAUUCUGUCAACAUUCAAUGAGUGGUCUAAUAGUAAUGUAACACAAGUUACAAACACUAUUUCCCUCCUCAUUCCACCACAAUAGUCUACACUGGUGGACAGGUCAACAACAUGACCUCUACUGUACUGAGAAUAUCAGUCAGGAGUCAUGUCCCAUAUGUCUCUCUCCUAUAAAAAAAAGCACGGACCUAAUGGGAACGAUGCCCAUCGGCCCUGUACCUUUCCCUUCUAUUUCAAGUCCUCCCAUCAGCUACGCUGAGUACAAACUGAACCAGAGAGUUAAAAGACAUAUCCAGAAUUGAGGACAUGAGCUAAAAAUUGAACUGAACAAAGCAGACAGUUAAUGCUCUAAUAUCCCUGUAACUACUGGUACUACAGUGUCGCAACACAAGGUGUCGCUGUACACUGUGCCUUCAACAGUGUUAUCGUGAAUACAUUACCUUCAACAGUGUUAUCUUGUGAUCAAGCCAUCAAUGUUAUGUGAUUAUUGGUGUCGUAAAAAUGUUAGCUAACGGGUUAGCAAUUAGCAGGUUUGAUAUUUCUGUGGAAAUACUACUAUUAUCAGCUUUUUGAUAAGCGGUUUAGCAAAAAAAAAACGUCCCGUAUUAUCGGCAUACGGCCCCCAGUUAUUGGCCACCUUACUAUUCUGUUCAAUUACAAGAUAUAUCCGUUUAAUUUUGUUCAAAAAAGAGACACCAACCACGUACCCGAAGUGUUUACUAGAUAGCUGACUAGUUGGCUAGUCUUCCGGUAAAAAAUAAUGACUUGCCUGUCAACUUUUCAUUGCGUAGCCCGGUGCGCCCUCCUGUGGACUCUUAAAAAAUGGUUCUUCACCAACAUAUUCAGUGUUGUAACCAAAUAAUGUCUCAUCAUUUGUUUUGAGAAAGUAGAUAACAGUUGAAUUCUAAAAUAUGAGUAUUAAUAAUUUACAUCAAAUAAAACUAAUUUCAGUUAUGUGCAUUGACAUAAACAAUGAAAACACUGUUGGAGUUUGUGUUGCAGAGAUGCCCUUGGAAAGUAAAGGAAGAAAUACACAAGAGUGGUUCAAUAAAUAUAUAUAUUAUAUUUUAGACAUUGAUUUUUUUGUACAAAUAAAUAAUUUCAUAUGAACACAAACAAAACAAACAAUUAAAUCUCUACCUCCAUCCCUAUAUUGUCAAAAAAUCACAAUAAUAUUACAGCUCCACCGCUACCUCUUGAUCCCACUGCACACACCUGCAGUGGAAUCAGUGCAGACAUGGUGGGGUUGAGUGGCCGACGAUGGUGUGGCAGGAGAGUAGGCACGUGGCCGCCUUCUGCAGCUGGGGACUCCGGCGGCUCCUACAGGUGUUGCACACUGGGAGGCACUGGCAGUGGUGAUGCAGCUGUCAGGAGUGGUUCCAGCUGGGGGUCCUGCAGAGGCGAUGGCGUCAAUGGUCUCAUCCAUGGCAGCCCUCUCCUGUGCCCUCUGUGUUCUGAGGGCUGCCCAACGCUCUUUCUCCUCUGCCUCUGCCCUCUCCUUCUCACCCCUCUCCUGCCACUGGCGCGUGUAUUCCUCCCCGGUGAGGCAUGUGGCGACCACAGGGAGUCUUCUGUAUUGGUCCAGCCGAUACUUCAGGACAGUAAGGAUGUGCCCCAGGUCCUUCGCUAUCAGCCCACCCUCUAUUAGGGGGUGCUCUUCUAGAGCUAGGCCUGGGACUGGAGCAGGGACUGGGACUGGAGAUGGGGCUGAGGGUUCUCCUGCGGUCGCUGGGGAGGAGGCGCUGAUGGAUGGCACAGUGAUGCUGGUUCCAGGAGAGGCGGUGGUGGGACUCGGUAGGGACCGAGACAACAUUAAACGGGACCCUUCAAUGGCUGAAGGGUCAAAAAGGGAAGAGGCCACACUUCUUAAAGCCUUCCACCACAUAGCGCAUGUCCUUGCAUCGCUGGUACGGGUAGCGGAAUACUCUGGCAAAUUCUGAUUUGAUUACCAUGUAAGAGUGGUCAAAAUGGCUAAGGUCUCCAGCUACCUUGGAGAACUCAGCCUUUAAAGGGCCAAAGUAUGCCACGUCCAGCGGCUGCAGGACAUGGGUGCAGUGUGGUGGAAGACAAAGAAGGAUAACCCCUUCCCUUAGUGCCGCCGCGAGCACCUCCGGGUCCAUGUGGCUCUUGUGCCUAUCGAAGAGGAGAAGGAGAUGGCGCUCUUUCACUGCAUGCUUAAUGAAGUGCAGAAACCACUUCCUGAACAGGUCCCCGUCAAUGUAUCCACUGCUAGCCAAGGCUUGGGAGGGGCCUCCCAGUGUGUAGUGGCCACCGGGGAAACACUUGGGGUAGAUGAUAAACGGGGGGGACGUCCUCCCCAGCUGCGUUGAAGCAGGCCAGCACUGUGAUGUGCUCCUUGGUCCCAGGAGCCUGCUGGUACACGUGUUUUGCGCCCCGGGGAGCCAGCACUUUGUGCCUGCUCUGGUCGCUACGAAACCCAGACUCAUCGCAGUUAUAGAUUGUCAAGGGGUGCUGAAGGUGGGUGUGGUGCAUGAAUCAAGCGCAGGACGCAGAAGCUCAGUCCAAAAGACUUUAGUGCAAUAUUCACGUAGAAAAUAAGCACAAUAAGCCCGCCAGGGUCUGCCGAGGUACACCAUGCACCUUGGUAGAUAAGAAAAUAAAACUGUUACUAGCAGAUAAAAUUCACAUACACAUGGUAAUCUCCUAAAAACAAAAGAUUCCUAAUCUUGGCAGCCUGGCGGAUAGCCAUCCCUGCCCCGCAGUCCUCCAUGGCAUGGAACAUGUCCACCUCACUCCACUGCUUCCUCUUGACUUUCUCCGUGCUGUGGUGUUAAUACAUGUAGCUAAAUAACUUGGCAUACUAUACACAUUUUAGAAAGAUAACUCAAUCUGAAUAUGUAUAAACAUUUACAUUUCAGAGCUAAGGCAUUGAAAGGUGAUUAAAGUUUUCACAAUAACUGAAAGUGUACCCACGUUUUUUGUUUGAUGUUAUCUGUAAUGAAAAUUAGUGUCAAUUAGUACAAUUUGACUAAAUACUGCCUCUAUGUAGCUGUUGUAAGAUUAAACAUAACCAACAGUGAUAGGUGUCAAAAAGUUAAUGGUUCAAAGUUCCAAAUACAUUUUUGCAGAUUGUGCAAUACGCCUCCGUCAGAGGACUUCAAUUUUGAUACGAUAAAGCUUGACAACAUUCCGCUGUUUUCGUGAUAUGUAUUAUCUAACACUUACAAUUUCUUUCCUUUUUUCUGUCUUAGCAGUUCUAUCAACAUUUAGCAACUAAGCUAGUAACAUUAGAAAAUCCGUUAGCUAUAUUUCAGAGGUAAAAAGUUGGAUAUAAAAUUAUGUGUGGUCUGUCGCGUAGUCGAAUUUUACAAUAUGCAGCGUGUUCCACAAAAUGUGUACAUAUAUAACUUUUUUGAAAACGCUCAAAACCUAACUUAACUUACACAAAUUGCACUGAAAAUCGGUGGUCAGCUAGCUAGAAGGGUGUCGUUAGUCGCAAAACUUACCGUUAUUUUCCAGUCCAUUUAAAUGUUGAGCUCGAGGUGAUUUAGUCCUCCAACCGCUAGAGAGUGUCCGAAGUUAGGGGGUGUCCGAUGUUGGGGGAAAAUUAGCUAUAGUGAUCUCAAGGUGUAACUGAAAGAGCAGGGGCACCCUCCGGUGGCUAUGAAUCUGAAUGACAGCUAUUUUGUAGCUCAGAGGAGCCAGCCAAGCUGUAGGAUAACGAUGUUCUCCUGUCUCCCAAGACUGUACAGUCUGUUAAUUUCCAUAUUUAUUUUACAUUCAGCUAUUGGUUUUGACAUGAAACUAGAUAGCCUAUCACUGAACUCAAUAGGGCAAGUAAGUGGAUAAGAUGAACUGAAUAUCAUCUCUCUGUCUUUACAGGACUCCUGGCUCUGAAGGACUCUGUUUACUUGUCCCCCCUGAAGCCGUCCACCACCUCCACGGAGCCGGAGCUAGAGCGGGUGGAGGGUCCUGCUCUGGGGCAGCGCAAGGAACAGGAGGCCCCUACCAGGGCUGGGGGGGAGGCAGAGGAGGGGCAAGAAGAGGAGGAGGAGGAGGAGGAGGAAGAGGAGACGAGUGGAGUCCUGACCAUCUCUGAGUUGGUGUACAACCCCUGUGCCAGCAUGCUGCCCACGCCAGUGGACGACGGCCAGGGAGGGGUGGACCUGCUGUUCCAGAGCCCCAUCCAGAGCCCUGCUCGCCUGCUGAGAGAGCUACAUGCCGACCCUGACAUCCAGGCCCAGCUGGAGGCUGAGAGGGUGCGUGACCGCGCAUUCGAGCGUGCACGUGUGGUGGGGAGGAGCAUGCUGGGUAGCGGGCUCCGCCUCCUGGCGAGGAAUGAGCGGGUGAACACGUGCGUGCUGAGCGCGGUCCGCCUCAUCGCCAUGGUGAUAGGGGUGCUGCUGGUUGCCGUACCGAUGCUGCUGCUGCUGCUGGAGUCGGACAUAGACGUGUCGUUUUUGCACGAAAUCAGGCAGACACCGGAGUUUGAGCAGUUCCACUAUGAGUACUACUGUCCACUGCGCCGCUGGAUCCUCUGUAAGAUCAGCAUGGCCAUGGAGAGGCUGGGAUGGGACUGA